AUGGCACAGCUAACUUUGCCACAAACACCGUUCCCUCUCGUGCCACAGAACGUUCUGAGUGCGGAAAACCGUCCGUUUACCAUCAACGAUCUGCCGCCGGCAGUCCGGGUUGCAUUCCCUGGCCUAAAGGCGUUCAACAAACUCCAGGUGACGGUUGCCGGUGCCGUGUUGCAGUCCGAAGAUUCACUCGUCGUCAACGCACCGACCGGUUCCGGUAAGACGGUUAUUCUCGAGCUGGCAAUCGUGAAGCUGUCGGUUGAGUGUGCCGGCGUGAAACCGUUUCGGGUGGUGUACCUUGCCCCCACGCGGUCACUGUGUGCGGAAAAGUAUCACGAAUGGAGGACCCGGUUUGCGGCACUCGGUGUCAGCUGCAUCCAAUACGACGGUGACAACGCGGUCGAGGACAUUGGCAGGCUCGGUCAGCACCAGUUGAUUCUGAGUACGCCGGAAAAAUGGGAAGUAUUCACACGCCACUGGGGCGACCAGACGGUGGCGAACGUGCUCCAACCGGUCCGGCUGUUCCUGAUCGAUGAGAUCCAGGUGAUGGAUGAUGGCGUGCGUGGUGCGAAUCUGGAGCUGGUCGUGUCGCGCAUGAAGUACAUCGAUUCCCGGCUGCACCGCGGCGAGCAACGGAACGACGGUGGACAACCGGAAUCGAUCCGGUUCAUCGCCGUGUCAGCCUGCAUUCCGAACGUGGACGAUAUAGCGCGCUGGUUAAAGAACGAACGUAACGUGUUGCCGUUUUCGUUCGCCGAAACAUACCGAUCCACCCGUAUCGGGCGGCACGUUGUUGGAUAUCCGUGCACCACGAAUCCGUACAAGUUCGAAAUGGAUUUAAACUACAAACUGCCGGCCAUAAUCGAAGAGUACUCGCGCCAGAAACCCACGCUGGUGUUCUGUUCGUCGCGCAAGAGUGCCGAAACGACGGCCAGUUUUUUGGCACGCACGAACAUUCAGCGAUCCCUUCCGCCUGGGGCGAUCCUGGCCCAAAUUUCCUCCCAAAUAGCGAGCAAGCCGCUGCGGGAUUGUGUCGAGAAAGGGGUUGCCUUCCAUCACGCCGGUUUGCUGCUCACCGAUCGGAACUGCAUUGAGACGCACUUCCGGAGCGGACACUUGGCCGCACUCUGUUGCACCAGCACGCUCUGUAUGGGUGUGAAUCUGCCCGCGUACCUUGUGAUCAUCAAGUCUACCUUUAGCUUCGGGGGGAAAAACUACUCGGACAACUAUAUACUACAGAUGAUUGGCCGAGCUGGUCGUGCGCAAUACAACGAGGACGGGGUGGCAGUGAUCCUGACGGCCGAAGAGAACGCGGAACACUACCGGAAACUGGUGGCCGGCACGGCACCCGUCGAGUCGCAGCUGCACCAUCGCCUUGCGGAGCUUCUGAACUCGGAGAUUGCACACGGCAUCAUCUACGACCAACCUGCGGUGAUGGAGUGGAUAAGGUCCACCUUUUUCUAUGUACGGGCGCGAACCAAUCCAACCCAUUACCAGCUGUCCGGAGCGCGGGACAUCGAGGACGAAAUCGAACAAAUGUGUCGCGAUACAAUCGAUUCGCUGGAGGAAAGCGGUCUGAUCCUGAAGCGGCGUCCGAACGCACUGUUUUCCACCGCCUGCGGGAAGCUGAUGACUCGUAACCAUCUUUCCUUCAAGACCAUGCGGUUGCUUCAGUCGGAUAUGAAGGGUACGGAAUCGAUGCAGCAAAUGUUGCAACUUGUCGCGAGGGCAGACGAGUUCUGCGAGUACAAGUGUCGAAACAACGAGAAGCGUAUCCUGAACUCGCUCAACGUUCCCUCGGCAAGGGAUGCCACCGGAGGUCAUCCAGAAGAGAUUGCCGGCGAAGAACCCCCAACUGGCGUGCGAUUUCGGUGGCCGGGACGAAUCAGCUCUACCGAGGCAAAGGUGUAUUGUCUCGUACAGGCCGUGUUCGGGAAUUUAACCAUCAACGACCAUGGCCUUCAUCAGGAGGCGGUCAAAAUAGUUACCCUUGGUGCGCGCAUUGGCCGGUGCGUGGUGGGAUUGCUGGACGCCAACGGAAGUCAGCUUCCGGCCGGGUGCUUCCAAGCGAUGCUGAACGUGUCCCGGUUGAUUCAGUGCUUCCAGGCGAAGUUGUGGUUCGACAGCCCGUUCAUAAUGAAGCAGUUGGAUCAAAUCGGACCAAAACUUGCACGCCACCUAGCCGACCGUGGCAAGGUAACGUUUCGGGCUGUGCGCGAAUCGGAUCCGCGCGAAUUAGAAUGGAUCCUGAAAAAGCAACCUCCUGUUGGAAACGACAUCAUUGGCUUUGUUGAUAGUUUGCCACAGUUUUCGAUCGAGAUCACGAAAACAACUGAUGCUGCGAAGGACGAAGCGGAAGAACCGGUAUUUUCCUGCAUCGUUUCGCAAAAGAACGUGCAAUACGACCCAAGGAGCAUGCCGAUUUCGUACAGUGUGCUUGUUGGAGACUCUUCGAACCGAUUAUUACUACAUCGCACAAUCGAAAACAUGACUCCUGCCGAUAUGGAAGAGGGUAAUGGCUUCACGUGGCCCAUUUAUCCGAGCAAUAUCUCAUCGGUUCGAUCCCUUUCGGCUCACCUUAUCUGUUCCGAUUGGGUCGGAUUGGAUUGUUCGUACACGUUGGAUCUCCUUGAUCCACCGGCCAUUGUCAAAAACAAGCAAACUACCAUAACACACUUCUUUCCGAAUCAAACGAUCACCAACAACAACAACAACACAACGAUGCUUCCGGUGGAACGGGAUCCUUUUUCUUGCGCUCAGGAGAAGCCAAAAGAGAAGAGGAUAUCCACGCUGAACGAUUCCGGUAUUUCACUGCCAUCGUUAAUAAACAGACAGCUUCCGACCGAAUCAUCCACACAUGUGAUCGCCGCAACCUCCAUCAAGGAGCGACUUGAGAUGGCCGCCGCAUUAAAAUCCAAAAACGACAUCACUACCAGCAGCGAAGCGGAAAAUGGCCCCAGUUUAGUAUUGCCUCGUCCACCACGAGUGGCGCAAACCAUGCCACUGCGAUCGAUUCUAAAGCGUCCAGCUUCGACGAGCGGGGAAUCGUUUAAAAAUCUACCACCUGCGGAACCGUCGGAGCUCAGAGUGCGCCGCCGAUUGCGACCAUAUUUUAGCAGCGAAGAGUUCCGGCACAUGUUCCGGGAGCGAAAGUAUACGCAAAGUUUCAUCCUCUGCAGCCUCUCGGAGGACAUUAUCGAUUGCUUCAAGAGGUACAACCUAUUUCUAACGUUUGGCGACAUCAGCCCACGAGUCCCACAGGAAAGAGAAGAGUAUUCAGCGGUGGAAGCGUUUACUCCAGUGUUGAGGAAGAAGAAAAACUUUAAUUUAGGACGUGCUGAAGAUGUUAUUUGCAUGGAUGAAUAAAUCAAGUCAGGACUGGUCAAUUCUUUACUCAAUAGUUUGAAAAUAUUGCCCAUUUAUUGAUAUGACGAUACUAUACGGUAACGCAAUGUACAGCAUUGCUUAAAAUUCUAAGAAAGAUAUUCUAGUGUUUUUUUUUCAACUUUCUAAGAGAAAUCAUUAGAAGUGGCGAACAAAAUACAAGAUUUUAAGCAAGUUCGUAAACCUAAACGCAUAAAAGCGGGGAAAUCUAUGUCUCUAUCGUG
Anopheles coustani is the source of this 3605-nucleotide messenger RNA. RefSeq names its product probable ATP-dependent DNA helicase HFM1. Gene Ontology annotation, molecular function: ATP binding; nucleic acid binding. The record is from RefSeq and is a predicted model, not a curated record. The transcript is spliced from 3 exons. Bases 1 to 3363 code for a protein of 1120 amino acids. NCBI's taxonomy places the organism in Eukaryota, Metazoa, Arthropoda, Insecta, Diptera, Culicidae.